UGCGAGUUUUAAAGACCGUAAGUUGGCAAAGCGAGUCUUAGAUAUGAGAAUGGUCCCACGAGCCCAUGACACCCGAUUCGAUGCAACGAUUUGGCCUCUUGGGAGGUUGUUUCCAGAAAUACUGACGUCCCUGUAUACACGGAUGAUGAUAAGAGAGUGUCGGAAUGUGAUACGGUGUUGAUAUGAGCGCCUCCCGAUAAUAAAAUAGUGUCGGUGGAGUGGAUACGUGCGCGGUGCGAGUGCAGUAUAUAGGAGCACUGACGUCGUCAAUGCUCCGUCUCUAGCCCCUUCGUCCACAGUGCCAAAAGUUUUGCAAUGUGAAAGUAUGGAAUUGUGCCACGCGCGUCAAAUCCUGUUGAAUUCCUUGGGUUAUGUAGAUAUGGUGCUGUGUGGAAGGCAGACGGAAAAUGUGUUUUAUGUCGUACCAUUUGACCUUACGUUGUCGACAUGCAUGCCGUUAACGAAAUCAUAUCCAUAUUGGAGAAAAUCAAUAUUACAAAAGAGUUGUUGGAGACCACCCGACUGGGCAAGCACGUGAACGAGCUACGACGAAAGACCUCAGAGCCGACCCUUGCACGCCGCGCCAAGGUGCUCGUAAAGCGAUGGCGGGACCUUGUCAUACCUUCCGCUGCCUCGCCUCACCAUGCCGGCUCGAACCGUUCGUCGGCGGAGCGCACGAUGCGGCGGCUCGGCGGCACGCCCAUCACCUCCCCGGCCUUCGCCCGGCAAGUAGUAAGCCCGGCGGUGCCCAGUCCUCGUCCCCCCUCCAGACCUGCGUGGGGCGGCUACGAGUCGGACUCGCAGGACGUGAUCCUGGUGGACGACGACCCGCCGCCCCAGCCCGCCCCCUCCCCGCUCACGCUGCUCGCGCACGCGCACAAGCCUGUCUCCUCACCAGCGAAAAGGCCGCUGUCUCCCGAGACGCCGAAUGACGACAAGAAAGCUAAACGAGACAAAAAACCUAAGAAACGAAGAGGUCACAGUCGUGCGGGGUCGGGCACGGAGGCGGCGGCGGCGGGCGGCACCACCACGCCGGCGCCCGGCACCGGCGGCGCGUGGCUCGGCCGCAACGGCGCGCACCCCGGCAAGAAGAACGGCGUGCGCAGCUCGCUCGACCCCUACGCUGCGCUGGUUAAUAGGAUGCCCCCCGCUGGGGCUAAGAAGGUGAAAACAACUAAGGAACUUCUAGCACAGAUCCAGUCUAGAGGUUCAGCGCCCCGUUCACCUUCCCCCGGCUCGCCCGCCUCGCCCGACGUGCUGUUCAUCGAGCCCGACGAAUCGAGUCAAAUCAAGCCAGAGUCCCCGCUCCGCAACGGCGCUGCUUCUCCACGCCCCCCCUCCCCCGCGCCCGCCUCCCCGCUGGCGCCGCUCGAGGACCCGAGGGAAGUCCGGGACUGCACGUGCGGCGAGGAACCCGAGGAGGACUGUCCCGCUGCGCGUCGGACGGAGGUCCUUCCUGUCCAUGUGCACGCUCUCCACCAUGCUUACCUCCCCGGCAUCAACGGGACGAGAGCCCCCCUCCACCCCCACCAGUUCGCCGUCCGGAAACUGACUGACCCCGAGAAGCCCGACCUCUUCACCUCCAUAGUACCCCUGUACAACUACUCGGACUACGCGGACGAUUAUUGUGUGAAGAACAUGUCGCGCGUCCCGCUGUGCACGCAUUUACCCUGGACGGAGUUCGCGCCCGCGCCGCCCGAGCCUGCGCCCGCGCCGGACCCGCCGCCGAUACGUCCCUACCCCAUCGACGAACCUAGUCCCGAAGUCAAGACGGAGGUUGAUGACGAUGACGAGGGUGAGGAUGAGAAAAGUCAGGACAUGGAAGUGGCCGCGAAGGAGGAAGUGAAAGUGGAGCCCAGUGAACGUUUGAAACCGACCGAGGAGACGGUGUUAAAAGUGAUAAAGUGUGAGAGUGCCAGUGAAGUGCCGGACGAGUUCGCGAGCGAGCAGAAAGAUCACAGGACCGUGGAGAAGACGAAAAGUGCGCUCGACGGCCAGGCGUUGUACGACACGUGCCAGAGCGCGAUUGAUUCUAUACCGUUCGUGUACGGGCAGACGUUCGCCGCGCCGACCGUGACGCUUCCCGAAGAGUCCGCAGAGGUGAGUGAUGCGUUAGAAUCCGCUCUCACUACUGCCGCUGAGUCGACAGAGAGGGAUAACCGAGGCAGGCCGUCCCGCUCGGGCGCGUUCGCCGAGUGGCAUGAGUGUGCCAAGUUAGGCGAGCUGAUCGCGCUGCCGUACGUGGUGAUCGACUGAUGUGAUACUGCUAGAGUGCCAAAUCUCGGCGCGGCUCCGAGCUUCCGUUGUACCGACGUUCCAAGUGUCCUUACGUUAGUUUUAAAUGUACAUAGCGGUGUUGGAUGUGUGCCCUCGAAUAUGUACAUACGAUAAUUUAGCUAAUGUAGUUAGGACGAAAUCAAUGAGACUGCUAGCAGCGGGGUGGUUUUUUAACAGUGCGUUAACUGAAGCUUUUUGAGUUUGCAAAAAUUUAUUUUGUGUCGAUAGUCGCGUCACCUGAUGUGUUUAGUCAUGUAUUUAUUUUAUAUUGUUUUAGGGGUUCACCUUUGUUUCAUCUAUAAAUGUUUGAUGGAAUGUAAUGUUUAGUUAAAUGUUUCAUUUGACCUAAAUCAAUUCCAAUUGUUGUUAAACAAACCUUGUCCUAAUAUCUAUCAUGACACAUUUGUGUUAUCUAAAAUGGUGGAGUGUAGAUGCGUUUUGUAAAGGCCAAGUGAUCCAACGGCGACCGUUGUCUCAGUAAAAUACACAUUAGGUCAAAAAAACAUAAAACCAAACAUACAUUCGAUCAAAAAAAUUAGGUGAAACGACGGUACCCAUUUUAGGUGGAUAUUUUUACGGUGGAUCGCUCUCGACUGUUGUGAUAUGAGGCGCGGUAUGGUCCGUGGGUCUACAAGGGGCCAACUAGUUUAGAAACCGAACCAAUCAAAGAUUGUCUCAUAUCUAGAGCUGCCGUCCGGAUUUCCCCGGAUUCUUUAUAGUCCUACCAGAGGCCAUUUAGGUAUUGAAAAGCGUCUGGGUAUAACCCGGUCACUUUUCAUGUUAGGGCAAUCCCUACACCUUUAUUUUUGUAAUAAAAAUACAUAUUCUCAGGCUUUUGAAUCUUUUAGUCCGGCACUUGACUCUGGCAGCUCUUCUCAUAUCCAAAUAGUAACGGCUUGAAAGCCUGAAUAUUGGCCAUUGCAUUAAAGUAGACCCAUUCUCUCUUAUGUGAUAAGAAUGGACUAUCAACGUCUGCACUGAAUUCCAAACUGUACUUCCUUUCUUUAGAUGUUGGCAGUUUUGUUUGUCUGGCAAAGCCUGAAAGCUUGAUGAGGUGGCGGAGGGUUUCUAGAGUGCUUUUGAAAUUAAAUUGUAACCUUAACAUGCACACAUACAUGAUUUUGGUAAGUCAAGCCAUUCUCUUGUUUGCCAUUGUCAUGAUUUAAAAGAUUUCUGUCACUUAACAAAUGUUAUAAAGUGGCAAAUCUUUUUUAUUUUGCAAUUAUUGAUGAAGACAUAUUGUCAAAAGUGCUUAAUAACCCUGAACAUCCUAUUAAUUAAUUUCUAUUGGUUUAUUUAUAUUGAUUUCUCUAUUUUAAAAGGGUUCUAGCCUUCGAGCAACACCGGCUCCCCACACGUCGGAAGGGAGGAGCCCAAGCUAUAUCUUACCGUACAAAUCGUUCAAGACAAAUCUUGCACACCUCGAUCUCUUUUUGUGUAUGGAUGAAUCACAACACGCACCGCGCUAGUUGUGUGCAUGCCCUGUUGGGCAUGUGUUUCGGCAGAGGGGAAAUAGUGCGGAUGCCGACUCCCUACCUCGUGUUGCUCGAAGGUUCUAGCAGUAGCCUUAUAUUGUUAGCUUCCUUGUCAAGUUGAAGGCUGAAGUGAAGAUGACUGCUUCCAAAACUAUUGAUCCACCAAAUAUUUUGUAUAUAAACAAAUUCCCAAAUAAGACAAAAAUCUCCAGACUGUUUCGUAUUGAGUUAUAUUGUUACCGAAUGUGAUUUAUAAAGAGAAAAAAAUUAGGUAAUUAAUAAUAAUAGGAGUUCCAAUUGUAUAUUAUACAUAUAUAUUGCUAUAUCAACCAUUCUAAAUAUCAAACAAAGUUAUAACUAGAAUUAUCAAAGAAAUUAUUAAACUUAAUUUCUUGUUAAAAAUUAUACUUCCACUGCAAUUGAUACUUUUCUAUAAUAAUUGGAAGUUUUUAAUUUUUAAUGAUAAAUUUAGUUAAAUAAUAGAAGACCACUGUACGAUUUGUAAUUGUUUGCUAAGCAAUUAUCUUUUAAGUAUUUCAAAUGAAUGAAAUUGGUCUAACAUUUUAACUGGCCGUUUACUAUCAGGGAAAAAACAGUUUUUACAGAUUUUUUAUAUUAAUAUAUGUGGUUGUGUAAGUCAUAUAAUAUGACAUGUAUAUUACCUAUAUUAUAAGUACAAUAGAAAGGAUAAUGUUAUGUUUAUGCAUCAAAGAAAAUGUCCUACAUAAACCAAUGUGUUCAAAAAUCCUUUUAUUAUUCAACAUGUGUUAUUGCCAGUAUUUAAAUGCUGUUAUUUUCACUGAUAGUAUUUGGCUAGCCAUUUGUGACAUUACUGACACAUUUACUUUUGUAAUUAUUACUUUAUUUUAAUCUUCCACCUUUCCCCAUUUCAUUUUCGUCUCUAUUUUACUAGUCCAAACGAUAGAGACGGAUAUUUGUCGUAAGCCUAUGUCACAUUUUAUGUGCAAAACACAUUGAAAAACUGUCAAAUUAGUGGUUGGGUUAUUAUGAAGGUUGUCAAUUGUACAAUUCAUAUUAAACAUAUUAUUGUGAUUAUGACAAUUCAUAGUGUCCCAUAAUUUACUUAUUAUUAGCUUUUUUUUUCUUUUUUUAAUUCACUCAGAAAAAUCUAGUCUUUCCCAUAAUACACAGUUUCAGACACAAAUCAUACACACGUAGUUACUAUAAUCCAUUUCUUUCAUUCAUUAGUUUACUCAUUACCCUAAAAAGCAAAUAAUAUGCGUUUAACAUACGUAUUUAAAUUUGUUAUAAACCAAACAAUCGCAUUUACAUUAGUGCCUUGAAUUUAUUCUAAGAUCCAUUUUUGAAGAGGGUAAUCUUCAUAAAACGCUUUCGUUCCUAAACUAUCGUUUUAAGUGUAUACUCAUACUAUAUAAGUUUAUGAAUGUAUCAGUAAUGUUGCAACUGCCAACGAGUUGGUAUAACACUUAUUUACCACCUUUAUGUACAAUUAGGACUAUCUGACUAUCUAGCAUAAGUUGCGUUCUCGCGCGCGAGUCCAUACUUGAAGUCGCGCUUGACGUAUGGAGUCGCGCGUAAGAAUGCAACUCAUACUAGACCGUCUGACGGAAUAAGAAGAUAUAUGUACCUAUACCUCUUGCUCUAAACAGAUAGUGUUUCAGUUGUAAGAUGGGUUGUAAAUGAGUGUCAAAGUGUGGGGUCCCGGGGUGGUAACGGGGUAUAGCUGUCGCCUGGAGGCGCGCGCGGCUCAGUGAAUCUGUCAUGACAGUGUCUGUCAAUUGUUUUUUGUAUUGUCAUUUGUCAUUCGGGCUACAGACGUACUGCAGAAAGUUUGCAAAGAUUUAGAAUUUUGGGUAUCGUCUUGGGUCGUUCCAUUCGUUUUUCGUCAAGUUCUUAAAUUAGUCCUAUUCUGCUUUCGUCACUCAUUCUACAUUGAAAGCCACCGACGAUUGUGACGAAUGUAGAAUGAGUGACGAAAGCAGAAUAGGACCUAUUUAAGAACUUGACGAAAAACGAAUGGGACGACCCAAGACGAUACCGAAUUUUCUUGGAAACUAUAACAGUAAUGUAAAGGUUUAGAAGUUUCCGAGAUCAUUUUAAGUGUAAAGUUUCGCUAUUUUGGAAAAUUUCUGGCGUCACAACGGUCGCAGUUUAGAGGUAAUUAUUUAAUUUUAACAUGUUGAUUAUUCUCAUUGAACUGCGAUGUUGAAAUAUUAUGUUUUUAACCUUAUGUUACGUUUUUUUCCUACUUGAUAAGAGUCAGUAAUCAAUCACAGUACUUUUUAGGUUUCUAAGUUUAACCUCCCGAGUCUAAAUGUACAUUACAAUGUACAUAUUCAUGCAAUCUAAUUUGAACUUUUCAUGAACCAAAUAAAGUAGCAUUUCUUUUGUUUCAUUGCUUUUUUAAACAAACGAAAUUCGUUCCAAUUUACAUAUAGAACAAGUUACAUAUAGAAAAACUUUCUAUGGUGGGUUUUACAAGGUUAAAAAUGUACUGGAAUGAUUAUCUGUCAUCUAUUCAAAUAAUUUGCCUAUUAUUUUGUGUUUUGUAUGAUGAUGAUGAAAAUCAGUCAAUUAUACAAAACCACUUGUUAAAUUGUGUUCUUCUUAAUUUUUAACAAAUCAUCGAACUAUGAAAAACUUUGUACCUACAGUCAAUCCGUUUGCUCAAUAGCUAUAAAUACGUUCAGUAUUAUUAUCGGAUUGAACUGUACACAAUGAAAAGCCAAAUUAGUUGUUAUAUUUGUACAUAUUGAAUUCGUGUUUGUUAAUUAUUUUAAAUUGUUUUAUUCUUAAGGGGCCCACUGAUUAACAGUCCGCCGGACGGUAUCGGCUUGUCAGUUAGAACAAAAUUUUGACAGUUCCGAACAACUGACAGGCCGAUACCGUCCGGCGGACUGUUAAUCAGUGGGCCCCUUUACUCUUUUUAUCUUGAAUUUAAUGUUAUUUUCUCUAAAUAGUUCUAAUUUCGUAAAAUUUCUAACCAAACGGAUAUAAACCAUAUUAAGAUUUAUCAGAAUGAACAGCAUAUCAUAGAACAUCGAAAUUAUAGUCCGACAAACACAACUUUUCACUCAGUAAGGACCAGGAGAACUAUACUCAUCCCUUUUGGGUGCUAGUACCAGCGUAAGACAAAGACAGUAUGAUUCUCUCUCUCUAUGUUUGAAAUGAGACAAUUCUGGUCCAAACUACAUACAUAUAUAUAUAUGCCUUUGUUGUAUGAUAUGUUGUAUUCACGCUCUCUUCCUUUAUGUUUAAAUAUUUUUUCAACUAUACUCUUCAUCAUAGAGAAAGAGUGGUAACUCCAUACAUCAGUUUUGUUACCAAAACGCGCGUUGUUUCGUAGUCGACAUCUAGCGUCAUGUAGCGGAAUUUAUCAGUACUGCUAGUUGACAAUAGAUGUCUCGGCGAACGAAAACUCUAAUGUUCAACAAUUUUCAGCUAAUAUUAUAACCGGAUUAAAUUAAGUCUAUUUUCAACCCCUUCUGCUUAUAAUAUUAGUUGUGAAUUGCUUUAGUAGUAUAUUUUUCAUCAGUAGCUACCACAGACAAGACAUCCUCCAGACUGAGCAUAGUAGCUCUACCCCCUCUGCCACAAAUACGGUAGAUUUACUCCAUUUUCGAGUCGAAAGUGUCUUUGUGAGACGUCCGUGUCUUUGAACGAACUAAUCACGUCACGGGACCUCUCUCACCUCGUCCCCCGCACCCCCGUAUUUUCGGUAGCAUCGGUUUCAUGAAAUAAUUGCUCUAAACUCCGUCUAGACGAUUCCUAGUCUAUGGUAGCUACACUUGGGACAUCUGGUGUCAAGUAGGGAUACUUUUUAAGUGUUGUUAUUGGUAUGAUUAUUGUACGACAGAUUCACUGCGCCUCGCGUAAUAUUGGCCUUACGCGGUUAUAAUACUGAUGCGAAUUCGCACGUCGCUCCAGUGUACAAGCGUGACAGCGCUAUGCGAUGCGAUGUCUCGCUCGCACACCGGAUGCGAAUCCGCAUCCAAUAUGGCCGCCUUAGGUCUUGUAUAGAAUCCGCUGAAUGCCUUGCUGGUCGAGCUCCAAGAAUUUGGUAAAAUACAAAAGCAAAAUAUAUGUGUUUUUAUUACGA
Messenger RNA from Cydia splendana, 7833 nucleotides. RefSeq lists its product as uncharacterized. Lineage: Eukaryota; Metazoa; Arthropoda; Insecta; Lepidoptera; Tortricidae. Gene Ontology annotation, biological process: regulation of transcription by RNA polymerase II; positive regulation of gene expression. Gene Ontology annotation, molecular function: transcription coregulator activity. The transcript is spliced from 10 exons. The record is from RefSeq and is a predicted model, not a curated record. The coding region runs from base 448 to 2256 and encodes 602 amino acids. Gene Ontology annotation, cellular component: mediator complex; core mediator complex; nucleus.